AUGACUCAAUGUACAAGAACUGACGCAUUUGAUUGGUGUAUACGGAAGGGAGUAAUUCCUGAAAGGAGUUUUGUGUUGACAGGGGACCUCACAGACACCACAGAUGGUACUAUUAUGACCAAGAUGUUAUUUCUUUUCAGGAUAAAGCAACCAAGGAUUGUUGAUAAACAGUUCAGAGAAAGUGGAGAGAUGUGGGCUGUAUUAAUAACUACAAGUCAUGACUUAGAGGCUGAGUUGCUUCCAAAAGUGGUGGCUGUGAGGUCUAACCCUGAUCGCAGGUGGAAAAUUUUAUGGCCUGAAAAGGACAGCAGUGAAAGGGCUGCUGAACCAUUAAUGGUGGGUGAUAUGUCUUAUCCAGUCAGUGGAGACCCCUCUACCGCUGUGGGAGAAGGGAGUCAAUCUCAGGGCAUUGAGGAAAAGCUAGGGAAUCAGUUAGAGGUUAUAGCUAAUAAAGUAGUACAUCAAUUAGAACGAUGGCACUAUGAGGGUAGCUAUAGGCGAUUGAGACUUUUUUCAGGAAUACUUCCUGUGCCUGUCGGGGAGGAAUCUUAUGAGGCAUGGAGAGAGGCAGCCAUACAACAGUCUGAGGAGUGGCAUUGUCCUGACCACAUAAAGAAACAAAGAAUAGUGGAAAGUCUACGGGGACCCGCUAUGGGAAUUAUCCAGGCUACUAGAAAAAGUAAUCCCGAAGCUGCAGUAGCUGACUACUUCCAAGCCUUAGAUUACACAUAUGGGACAUUGGAGGAUGUAGGUGAUUUGGUUGCCAGAUUUCACCAUACUUAUCAGGAGACAGGAGAAAAGUUAUCCCAGUAUGUGUACAGGUUAGAUAAAUUAAUCCAUAAAAUUAUAGAUAAAGGAGGGUUAGCUCCUGCUGAAGUUAAUAGCAGCCGAUUGAAACAGUUAAUUAGGGGAGCAUUAACAACUGACCCUGUAGCUCAACGGUUGCGUUGUACAUCUCUAUUAUUAGGAAGUCCCACCCUUAAUGACUUAAUUAAAGAGAUUACUCAGGAGGAAGCUUUAAUUGCUACUAGAGAAAAGACUCAUGCUAAGGCUGUAAAAGUGGUGGUUCCCUCCCCUGAGGCCCCAGGAUCACGGGAGGAUAAGUUAGUUACCUUGGUAGUGGAACAAAAUAAGAAAAUAGACCAGCUUAUUCUUGCUCUAAAUCAAAGGGUGGUACCAUCUAACUCUAAUUCCAGUAAUUCCACUAGGGGGUUUAACAGUAGCAGAGGGAAUUUUAGGAGAGGUGGAAAUUUUAUAAGCAGAGGGUGUUUCCGAUGUGGACAGUUAGGACAUAGAGCAGUGGACUGUUCCAUAGACUGGGGAAUGAAUGAAGGGGAAACUAACGUUCAGACAAAUAAUUCCUCUCCUCAGGGAAACGAUGGUGGGAGAUUGGCGGGCCCCUCGUCGUCUCCCCGAAAUUAG
Messenger RNA from Pseudophryne corroboree (corroboree frog), 1422 nucleotides. RefSeq names its product paraneoplastic antigen Ma1 homolog. The coding region runs from base 1 to 1422 and encodes 473 amino acids. The transcript has a single exon. NCBI's taxonomy places the organism in Eukaryota, Metazoa, Chordata, Amphibia, Anura, Myobatrachidae. Gene Ontology annotation, molecular function: nucleic acid binding; zinc ion binding. The record is from RefSeq and is a predicted model, not a curated record.